This is a messenger RNA of Mytilinidion resinicola, 1482 nucleotides long. RefSeq names its product MFS general substrate transporter. Gene Ontology annotation, biological process: transmembrane transport. Gene Ontology annotation, molecular function: transmembrane transporter activity. Lineage: Eukaryota; Fungi; Ascomycota; Dothideomycetes; Mytilinidiales; Mytilinidiaceae. The record is from RefSeq and is a predicted model, not a curated record. The transcript has 5 exons. Bases 1 to 1482 code for a protein of 493 amino acids.
AUGGACACAUCAGUCACGAGCACUGCCAUCCUCACCAUCACGGAUCAGCUUGGUGGAUACAAUAGGAGCUCAUGGGUCUUCACCGCAUACCUGCUAACAUUCUGCGGAUUCCAGUUGAUCUGGGCAAAGCUCUCCGACAUCCUCACACGAAAAGCGAUCAUCGUAGCCUCUCUCUUCAUCUUCACAGUCUUCUCUGGAGCUUGCGGCGCAAGCCAGACUCUGACCCAACUCAUCAUGUUUCGCUGGGUCCAAGGCAUAGGAGGAUGCGGCAUCUUCGCUCUGACACAGCUUGUCUUCUUCGAGUUGGUACCACCAAGGAAGUGGCCCAUAUUUGUGAGCCUGGUCACUGGAGUCGUCGCAUUGGCUCUAGUUGCAGGUCCGCUGAUCGGAGGUGCUCUCUCGACUGGAACUAAAUGGAGGUGGAUCUUUUUGCUAAAUGUACCAGUCUGCGCAGUGGCUAUCAUAGCUCUGCUCGUUAUGUUUCCCUCCAAGCUUUGGAAUGAACCUGCAGUAACAGACCGUGGCGGAUUGUCCAUGACCAGCCACCUUCGGCGCCUCGAUGUACUUGGCUCCAUAUUUCUCCUUGGAAUAUGUAUUCUUGCAUCUACGGGUUUCCAACAAGCCGCCCUCGGUUACGCCUGGACGUCCUCAUUCGUCCUCCCUCUGUUUCUUCUUGUUAUUCCCUUCAUCAUCGCAUUCUUCACCUGGCAAUGGCUCGUCACCACGCGCUUCAAAUACCCGGAGCCCCUUCUUCCCUGGCGAUUUUGCCAGUCUCGUAUCUGUCUCGGAAUGCUCCUAAAUUCAUACCUUACGGGAACAGUUCUGAUGGUCUGCCUCGUCCAAAUCCCACAACGCUUCAUGACUGUUAACGGCCUCUCAUCCUUGGAUGCAGCCGUUCGCAUGCUUCCUUUUGGAGCUUUUGUCCCCGGUGGGUCAAGCCUCGCAGCUGUGCUGAUGGGCAAGCCAAAGGUUCCACCCUGCAUCAUAAUCCUCGUCGGUGCAGUAUUGCAGCUCAUCGGCGCCGUGUUCCUCUCUCGCAUACCGACAGAUCCACAUAUCCAUUCGCCACAAUAUGCAUUCCAAGUGCUUAUAGGCUUGGGCGUAGGGUUUCUAGCUGCAGGGUUGAUCCUGCUGGUACCGUAUGCGAUGGAGAAACGUGAUCUCGCGGUGGGAACAGCAUCAGUCUCUCAAUUCCGCGUCCUCGGCGGCUUGAUUGGAAUAUCUGUCGCAUCAUCCCUCUCUACACCCUAUCUCCGACACCAUCUCAUCGAUGUGCUCCCUUUGGAUCUGGUGCUCGCGGUGAUGGAAAAGACAGAGGCAUUGCACAUGCUCUCAGGCGCCACACUUGAUAAUGUCCGAGCUAUCUUUGGGGAGAGCUACAAUCUGCAGAUCAAGUUCGUGAUUGGGUUUGCGGCAGCGCAGAUACCAACGACAGCGCUGAUGUGGACGGGUCAAGUUGUCAAUCCAGUGCAACAUUCAUGA